CAGAGACUGCUGACACAGUACAGGAGAUGACCAGAGACUGCGGACACAGUACAGGAGAAGGACCAGAGACUGCGGACACAGUACAGGAGAUAACCAGAGACUGCGGACACAGUACAGGAGAUGGACCAAAGACUGCGGACACAGUACAGGAGAUGACCAGAGAAUGCGGACAUAGUACAGGAGAUGACCAGAGACUGCGGACACAGUACAGGAGAAGACCAGAGACUGCAGACAGUAGUACAGGACAUGAACAGAGACUGCAGACAGUACAGGAGAUGACCAGAGACUGCGGACAGUACAGAUGACCAGAGACUGC
Staurois parvus is the source of this 316-nucleotide messenger RNA. NCBI's taxonomy places the organism in Eukaryota, Metazoa, Chordata, Amphibia, Anura, Ranidae. The record is from the annotation of a GenBank genome assembly.